Messenger RNA from Coffea eugenioides, 2220 nucleotides. RefSeq names its product asparagine synthetase [glutamine-hydrolyzing] 2. The coding region runs from base 140 to 1885 and encodes 581 amino acids. The record is from RefSeq and is a predicted model, not a curated record. Gene Ontology annotation, molecular function: asparagine synthase (glutamine-hydrolyzing) activity. NCBI's taxonomy places the organism in Eukaryota, Viridiplantae, Streptophyta, Magnoliopsida, Gentianales, Rubiaceae. Gene Ontology annotation, cellular component: cytosol. The transcript has 14 exons.
UGUCUUUCGUCUCUGUUUCAGAGCCUCCAUUUCCACAGGGACGUCUCACACAACAGGAGCAUCCAUUCCACGCGCUCAUACAUUCAAAUUGGAAUACUCGCAGAUACAGAGAUAAAGGGAGAAAGAAGGAGACGCAGCCAUGUGUGGAAUCCUCGCUGUUUUUGGAUGCAUCGAUAAUUCUCAAGCGAAGCGUUCCAGAAUUAUCGAGCUCUCCAGAAGGCUGCGUCAUAGAGGUCCUGACUGGAGUGGCUUGCACUGUCAUCAGGAUUGUUAUCUUGCUCAUCAACGGUUAGCUAUAAUAGAUCCCACUUCUGGAGAUCAGCCUCUGUAUAACGAAGACAAGACAAUUAUUGUCACGGUUAAUGGGGAGAUAUAUAACCACAAAGCAUUAAGGGAAAAGCUGAAGUCUCAUCAGUUCAGAACUGGAAGUGACUGUGAAGUUAUUGCACAUCUUUACGAAGAAUAUGGAGAAGAUUUUGUUGACAUGCUGGAUGGAAUGUUCUCCUUUGUGCUUCUUGACACGCGUGACAAAAGUUUCAUUGCUGCUCGGGAUGCUAUUGGUAUUACACCCCUAUACAUGGGUUGGGGCCUUGAUGGAUCAGUAUGGUUUGCAUCUGAAAUGAAAGCCUUGAGUGAUGAUUGUGAGCGAUUUAUGUCUUUCCCACCUGGCCAUGUAUAUUCAAGCAAGAGAGGUGGGCUCCAAAGAUGGUAUAAUCCAGUAUGGUAUUCAGAACAGAUUCCUACCACUCCCUAUGAUUCCCUAGUCCUGCGAAAGGCCUUUGAGAAGGCUGUGGUUAAGAGACUCAUGACAGAUGUGCCAUUUGGUGUUCUUUUAUCUGGUGGCCUUGAUUCAUCACUUGUUGCUGCAGUGGCAUGUCGAUAUUUGUCGGAAUCAGAGGCUGCCUGCCAAUGGGGGUCUCAGUUACAUACUUUUUGCAUUGGCUUGAAGGGUUCUCCAGAUCUGAAAGCUGCCAGGGAAGUAGCUCAAUAUCUUGGCACUCGUCACCAUGAGUUCCACUUCACAGUGCAGGAAGGGAUAGAUGCACUUGAGGAGGUCAUUUAUCACGUAGAAACAUAUGAUGUGACAACCAUCCGAGCAAGUACCCCAAUGUUUCUUAUGUCACGUAAAAUAAAAUCUUUGGGAGUUAAAAUGGUCCUAUCUGGGGAAGGCUCUGAUGAGAUAUUUGGUGGUUAUUUGUAUUUUCAUAAGGCACCCAAUAAGGAGGAAUUCCACCAGGAAACAUGCCGAAAGAUCAAAGCUCUACAUCUCUACGACUGCUUGAGAGCCAAUAAAUCAACUUCAGCAUGGGGUGUUGAGGCUCGUGUACCCUUCUUAGAUAAGGAGUUCAUCAAUGUUGCAAUGGGUAUUGAUCCUGAAUGGAAAAUGGUAAGACCUGAUCUUGGAAGAAUAGAGAAGUGGGUUCUACGCUAUGCCUUUGAUGAUGACCAGAAUCCAUAUUUGCCAAAGCACAUUCUGUAUAGGCAGAAGGAACAAUUCAGUGAUGGAGUUGGAUACGGUUGGAUUGACAGCUUGAGGGAUCAUGCAAACCAGCAGGUCACAGAUACAAUGUUAGCCAAUGCAAGUUUCAUUUACCCUGAGAAUACACCGACAACGAAAGAGGGAUACUACUACAGGGCUAUCUUCGAGAAGUUCUUUCCUAAGAAUGCUGCAAGGUCAACCGUUCCUGGAGGUCCAAGUGUGGCAUGUAGUACUGCAAAGGCUGUAGAGUGGGAUGCUGCAUGGUCAAAGAAUCUUGAUCCAUCAGGCAGAGCGGCUCUCGGUGUUCACCUUGCCGCUUAUGAAGAUGCAAAGGAGAGUAAAAUGACGGCAUCAGAGACCUCGCUGCAGAAGCUACAAGCAGAGAAGACUGCGGUGGCUGUUUAACUUCAGGUUAGUUUGUAUAGGUUGGAGGGCCAUUCUCAUGCAGUAACUAGUUUUUCCCAAUUAUGGUUCAGCUGUCAACUACAAACGGGUGGUGUUGACAUAACCGGAAAGGAAGCUGAAAGAUUUGUAGCAUUUCACAGAACACAGUUUCUAGUGUUUUUUUGUAUCUUUAUGGAUGUUGAUUGCUUGUCCCAUGGCCUCCGGUUGGUUAUUACUGGUAAAAGAACUCAAGUUCCCUUGUAAUAGCUAGUGUUUUAAUUCUUUUGUUUCCUUGUAGAUGGUUCUGGAAAAAAGUGGCUGUUCCCGAAUAAGAUGACUUAUUUGAUUUGCUCUGA